AUGGUCCAAUUCUCUCUCACCUCGGCCAUUCUGCUGGCCAGCAGUCUCGUCUCGAGCACCCUUGCAGCCAAUACCAACGGCUGCGGCGGCGUCAACGCCACCCUGACUUCGGGCGUGCACAAGAUCAAGGUCAAUGGCGUCGACAGGCAGUACACCCUCAAGCUUCCCGAUGGAUACGACGGCAAGACGCCCAAGAAGCUCAUCUUUGGGUGGCACUGGCGCUUCAGCCGCAUGGAAGACGUUGUCACCGGCGUGAGCAUCCAGCCGUGGUAUGGCCUCGAGUCCCGCGCCAAGGGCUCCGCCAUCUUUGUGGCCCCCGACGGCAUUGACAAGGGAUGGUCCAACGACAACGGCCGCGACAUCGCAUUCCUCGACGCCAUGAUCAAGGAGCUCGAUGCCGGCCUGUGCAUCGACACCGAGCAGCGCUUCAGCGUGGGCUACUCGUACGGCGCCGCCAUGACCUUUGCCGUUGCCUGCGCCCGAGCCAAGCAGUUCCGUGCCGUGAGCAUCAUCAAUGGAGGACUGGUCAGCGGCUGCGACGGCGGUAACGACCCGGUCAACUUCCUCCAGUUCCGAGGAACCGAAGACGGUGUCUUCCCCUUGGAUAAGCAGGUCGAGCUCAAGGACAAGUUCGUCAAGGCCAACGGCUGCCAGGCAAAGGACCUCGCAGUGCCCGUCAGCCCCAGCCAGAGUGCAACGACGGACUUUACCUGCACCAAGAAGAAGCUUUCAUUCGUCACCUUUGUUGGCGGUCACGUCGGCGCACCCCUCGGAGAGAAUAACCCGCUUGGUCCGGAUACCACCUGGGACUUCUUCACCAAGGCCACUUAA
Molecule: messenger RNA, 831 nt
Organism: Pyricularia pennisetigena
Lineage: Eukaryota; Fungi; Ascomycota; Sordariomycetes; Magnaporthales; Pyriculariaceae
Exons: 1
Coding region: 1-831 (276 amino acids)
Molecular function (GO): feruloyl esterase activity
Source: RefSeq, a predicted model, not a curated record